AUGGGGAAGCACUUCCUGAUGCUCCUGCUGGGCCUCUCCUUGGUAGUGGGCUUCGUGCAAGCUCUGACAUGUUUUCGGUGCAGCUGGUUAAACGCUGAUGGAGUAUGUGAGAAAGGAGAAACCACCUGUGAGGCUAAGGAUGGCGAAGAAUGUAACAUAAUAGUAGUGUCUAAAGGUUGUGAUAUCCUGUUUGGGCAGCAGGAUUGUUCUUCCUGGUGUUUAAAUAAUACUUUCAUCCAUUAUAAUAUAACACUGGAUUUUUCAUGUUGCCAUGACGAAAAUAUGUGUAAUGAGUUUUAG
Mesocricetus auratus (golden hamster) is the source of this 300-nucleotide messenger RNA. RefSeq names its product secreted seminal-vesicle Ly-6 protein 1-like. The transcript is spliced from 3 exons. The coding region runs from base 1 to 300 and encodes 99 amino acids. Lineage: Eukaryota; Metazoa; Chordata; Mammalia; Rodentia; Cricetidae. The record is from RefSeq and is a predicted model, not a curated record.